Cyprinodon variegatus (sheepshead minnow) is the source of this 3152-nucleotide messenger RNA. It is a transcript of the gene lamp2, whose product is annotated as lysosomal-associated membrane protein 2. Gene Ontology annotation, cellular component: membrane. The transcript is spliced from 9 exons. Bases 95 to 1396 code for a protein of 433 amino acids. The record is from RefSeq and is a predicted model, not a curated record. Lineage: Eukaryota; Metazoa; Chordata; Actinopteri; Cyprinodontiformes; Cyprinodontidae.
UUUCCUGGCACUGUCAUCGCGCCUGACUGAGCGUCUGUCUCUUUACUGUUUUCAUUUCUUCUCAGCGACUGAAGAUCCAAACCCCGCUGCGAUCAUGUCCAGAUAUGCUGCAUUUGUUUUCCUUCUCUCUCUUGGACUCGUGUCCCAGCGGUCCAACGCCAUUGAGGUAAAAGUUAAAGACGGGGACAAGUUGUGUCUUUAUGCCAACCUGACGCUCAGCUUCUCAGUCUCCUAUCAAGUACCUGAAAAUAAGAGUAAAACCGUUUCAUUUGAGCUUCCUGAUUCUGUCUCGUCGGAUGCUAGUAAAUGUGACGACACAAGCUCCAUCCUGAUGCUCACUUUCGAAGACAGACACUCCUGGAGCGUUAACUUCACCCAGAAAGACAACACUUACCAGGCCGACGUCAUAACCUUCACCUACAAUCUUAAUGACUCCCACAUCUUCCCAAAUUCUUCAGCCAACGGAACCGUAUCUGUGACAGUAAAGCCUGACAUUGCCAAUAUUGGCUUGGACACGUGCUACUCCUGCAAAAGUGAAGACACGAUCGCAGCUUCGCCAGAGGUCAACAUGACUCUGUCAAACGUGCUCAUACAGGCCUUCGUCGUCAAUGGAACCAAGAGCGAGAACUUAACUAGCUGCGCUGCAGAUUUGCCGAAAACUACCACCGCCGCUCCAGUCACCAAUAAAACAACUGUGGCACCGACCACAAACGCCACUACCACCGUGGCACCAACCACAAACGCGACUACCACCAUGGCACCGACCACUAACGCAACCACGACUGCUCCUCCUACCACCCCAACACCCACUCUCCCCACUCCCACCGUUGGGAACUACUCCGUCAAGCCUGAUGUGAACAGCACGGCCUGCCUGCUGGCCAGCUUUGGCCUGAGGAUUGGUUUCAAACAGAACGAGAAAUAUCAGGAAACGAACUUUGAGCCUCCAGCUGAAGCUUCUGGGAUAUGUGGAGUCAACAGCAGUGAGCUUCAGUUGGUGUCUGGAAACAUCACUGUUAAGCUCACCUUCGUCAGUGAUUCAAAGAAGUUCCACCUGCAGGCCAUAAACGUCAACAUCAGCUCAGGCUCUGGGGAUUUUGUUCAGGGAAGCACAAACCUGACUCUGUGGGAGGCCACUGUUGGCAGCUCCUACAUGUGCAACAAGGAGCAAAACUUCACCAUCACCGACCUGCUCUCCCUCUACACCUUCAGCCUGCACGUGCAACCAUUUGGAGUGAAGAAUGGCCUUUAUAGCACAGCCCAUGAAUGUUCACUGGAUGACUCCAGCAUCCUAAUCCCAAUCAUUGUUGGCGCUGCUCUGGCUGGCUUGAUUCUCAUUGUAGUGAUCGCUUACGUGAUUGGUCGAAGAAAGACCCAUGCUGGAUAUCAGACCCUUUAAAUCCCUGUGUGCAUUUGUUCCUGAGUUUGGUCACGGGGUUCCCAAGCCUGGUCCUUGGCUUUGAUCUGGCAAAUGUCUUUAAAAUCGGAGCUAAACACAAAAUAUGGUGGGAAAAAAAACUAUCUUUUUAGGAUCAGUUGGUAUUAAAAUAAAGGAAAAAUGAACAAUAUGAGCUGUUUUUCUUAUCAGGGCCUCUAAUGGCUUUAAUAACACAUUGACAUUAGUACAAAAACACAUUGGAUAUUUUUUCCCUCAAGGACCAAUCUUGAUUAUCCCCAUAGUUUUUGUUUUUUGUUUUGUUUUUAUCCUGUUGUCUUUUCCAUUUUGCUUUUUGUUAAUCCUGCAGUUCAGAUAAACAGAAUCACACAAAGCCUUAUGCUCUGUAUGCUGGUGCAAAGAUCCCUGAAUGUUUAUUGUCUCUGGUCACUAGUUUUCACACCAAUGUUCACCUUUAUGAUCCUGCACUUGUUCAGUACACCUCCUCUUUCUUUGUUUUGGUUUAUGGUUUUAUUUUUCAUCCUAUUAAUUAUCAAAUCAAGGAACUCAAGCUCCUUUCUGUUUUUAUUCCCAGAAUUUCACAAACAUGAAUAGGUCACGUUGGCUUUUCCUCUCGUUUUAUUCACUUUAGAUCAGAAGAAAUAUUGGGAAUUUAUGGCCGUUCAUGUUAUGAAUGCAACGUCAGAUUUGGUUUUACUUUACAGAUAUUCUCUCAUUGUUAGCAUCGACAUCAGGCAGUUCUGGUUUAGAUAGAAACAAUGGUUUCUGCAUCAGGUAUAAAGUGCAAACAGAAUAAGAUGAUAAUAGUGCACGAUGAAGCCAUUGUUUACCUAAUUAAUUAAACCUGUGUGAAUCGUGUUUUGCUGUUUGAACACACUCCUGCUAGAGCAAACUAGGAAGUGAGCUCCUUUUUUUUUUUUUUUUAUGAUCGUCAGCAAACACAGUGGCAUUAAAAUUAGAAAAGGGAAAUUAUUUUUGUCACUUUCAACGCAGAUAAUUCUGAAAUCAGGAUAUUUGCAUAGAAAUGCACUAAGUGAGUCUUUAUGUGUCGCUUGUUGUCAAAUGAUCUCUGCUUGUUAAGAUCAUCUGGAUCCACGGUCCUGAAAACCUUUCACCUUGUCUUUAAACUUUAAUGACGGUUUAAAGGUAAAUCGGAAUAAAGCUUUGGAGAAAAAUGACAACAGAAGCAGUUUAAAUGCUGAAAAGCUGAACAUAAAAAAAAAUCUUAGUACACUUUUGUUUUAAGAGGUGCACCAGUUUGGCCUUUUCUGAAUUUUUGCUUUUGUCUGACUUCCUAGUCUGAACUUUUUUUUUCUUCUUUCUUUUAAUAAAAUAUUCAAAUAUAUCGCAUUAUUUACAAUAAUAAAUGACAAUAAAAAACAGGCAGAAUGUGCUGCAGGUUGAUGCUGAGAGAAACUCCUCAGGCUUUUUAUAGCAUUAAAAAACAGUUAAGACUUAACAUGGAGGGAGUUCUUAGCUGUGUUUCAUUUAAUAAAUAAAUAAAAUGAAAACAAAAAAGCAACUUUAAGCUUUUGGCUGUCUGAUUUGCCACUGGUGCAUCUCUAGUGGUUUAUUUUAUUUUGUUACCAACUUUGUAGUAAAGCCUCCUAACCUUUGCUGGUCUGCAGCUGAAAGUCCAGUUAGCCUGUAGAUUUUAUUAGAUUUGCGGCGGCUCAAACCGCAUCCAUCAGCAGACGUUAAUUUACCGCCAUGUGUGUUCAAGUAAUCGCUUACAUUUCCUGGUUUAAAAAAAAAAAAA